Molecule: messenger RNA, 1286 nt
Organism: Dimorphilus gyrociliatus
Lineage: Eukaryota; Metazoa; Annelida; Polychaeta; Dinophilidae
Source: the annotation of a GenBank genome assembly
CAUUUUUAUACGAAACGUCUAACAUGGCGAUGAGUGAUUUCGUGAGGGGAAAAUCAUCGAAAUUUCUGCAAGAUAAGAUAUCAAGAUCAGUUUAUAUUGGCAAUUUGACGUUUGAAGCCUCUGAGGAUCAUCUGAGGAAUAUUUUUGAACAAGUUGGACCUAUCGUAAGCUUUAAGAUUUUUUUCGAUCGGGAAAAGGGAAGUGCUAUUGGUCAUGCAAUUUGCGAGUAUCACGAUCCAGAAAUAGCUAAAUCAGCUAUGAGAAAUCUUAAUAAUUAUGAUUAUUGCGGAAGACCAUUGCAUGUUGGAUCAGUUAAGAAUGAAGGAAAUCAUACAGACGAUUUACGUAGAAGACAACCCCCUUCUCAAAAGCCACCUCCUGCCGAAACGGGUGAAACUCCAGAAACAAUUUCUAGGGCUGUUGCAUCAUUACCACCAGAACAAAUGUUCGAAUUGAUGAAGCAAAUGAAAAUAUGUAUACAGAAUGACCCCAAUGAAGCUCGAAACAUGUUGUUGCAAAAUCCGCAACUAGCAUAUGCUUUACUACAAGCUCAAAUAGUAAUGAAAAUUGUUGAUCCACAAUUUGCAAUAGCAAUGUUACAUAGAGAAACAGAACUUAUACCACCCGCACUUGAUACCAAUAGCACUUCAUCUAGAACUACAGGACCACUAAAAAAUUCUUCAGAAAUAACUAUGAAUUCUGCUCAAACAUGGCCUCAAAAAGGGCUUAAGACAGAAGAUAUUAAACCUCCUUUCCAAGCUGGAGUGAUUGGAUCCCGAGAUCCUCGAAGAACCCUUUCAACGGAUCCUAGAUCGCAUAUGACGAACGACCCGAGAUCAGCCAUCUCAACAGACCCAAGAACAACCGCUUCAGUUGAUCCACGACCACCUCUUUUAGCUGAUCCAAGAGCAGCUCUGACAGCAGAUCGAAGAUCAGCCUUGGCUGGAGAUCCUAGGUCAAUUUCCUCUGUAGAUCCUAGGUCAGCCGCCUCGGUGGAUCCCAGGUCAGCUGCCUCGGUAGAUCCUAGAUCAGCUUCCUCGGUGGAUCCUAGAUCAGCUUCCUCAGUGGAUCCCAGAUCAGCUUCCUCGGUGGAUCCUAGAUCUUGGUCUGGAGCUUCAACAACUUUGCGAACAGAUUACCCUACUCAGCAAGGCGACGAUAAAACUGCUGUUCUCAUGCAAGUUCUGCAAUUAUCAGAAGACCAAAUUGCUAUGCUACCUCCCGAGCAAAGGCAAAGCAUACAAAUUUUGAGGGAACAAAUUGCUCGAUCCUCUAAUCCGACAUAA